Molecule: messenger RNA, 2919 nt
Organism: Hypanus sabinus (Atlantic stingray)
Lineage: Eukaryota; Metazoa; Chordata; Chondrichthyes; Myliobatiformes; Dasyatidae
Gene: ark2ca
Product: arkadia (RNF111) C-terminal like ring finger ubiquitin ligase 2Ca
Exons: 10
Coding region: 645-2330 (561 amino acids)
Biological process (GO): ubiquitin-dependent protein catabolic process
Molecular function (GO): ubiquitin protein ligase activity; zinc ion binding
Source: RefSeq, a predicted model, not a curated record
CCAGCAGCGAAGCCGGUGCGGCGUCUGCCAUUUUGUGAGGAGCUCCGAAACGGUGCACGGCGGAGCCGGAGUCCCAGUCAAAACCAUGUUGCCGGUCUGUUCAUUAGUUUUCUCUACACAGACUCUGCUCAGACAUCAGGCUCCCGUGUGCGAACCUGAGAACUGAACCGCAGGUUCGGGGGACGGGGGGGGAAAGCUCGAGCGCCAAAGCUCAUUCGGAGCUGUGCUCUCCGCCAUUUUGGACGCGCAGCGGGUGUGUGAAGUGACUUUGUGCGGAAUCAAAAAAGCCGCGACGGCGUUGGUUCGGGAGGGCUCGGACUCGGUUUCUGUUCGGUGCUAAAACUGCCCUCCCCCCUGUAAUGAGCGGCCGCGCGCGACGCCGGUGAAGCCGCAGUGCGCAGGAGCGGAAGUGAGGGAGCUUGUUUUGGGAGACGCAGAUACAGAGGUCGAGACGGGCUGUUGGUCCAUGGUUCCUGCAUUCUCCCUCGUUGGAACUCAAAAUGAGAAUGAUCUUGGACUGUACAUGUCUGCAGUAUGCUCCAUUCCCAGUUUCUCCAGUUUGUUAAACCUUUAGCUGAGCACACGUCUAUAGUCCUGGGUGCUAUAUGGUGUUUUAUAGUAAGUGCUUAAAAACUUAACUUGACAUGAAGAUGGAAGCAGUAGAGAAGGCAGAGUUCUCUUCCCAGGAUGGUCUGGAGGAAACUGAGGCUUCAUCAAAAGGUAUUGAUACAAAAUCCGGUGACACCUGCAAGGAAGAUGAUGGGUCAUUUCCAAAAGAGACAACAGCCAAAUUGACAAAAGAGAACAGUGAACGUUCUUUGAAAAUAAGUGGCCUGUCUGUGGAGCCUUGCUUGUUAAUGGAACUUGGGCAAGACUCUUCUGAAUCUCAGCUUCCAUCUGCAGACAGUGAUAAACAAACAGCUGGCCGUACCUAUGAUAGUGACUCUUCUAAUCAGUGCAUGGUUUCCCCUUCAUCCAGUGGUCAUUUGGCAGACUCUGACACACUUUCAUCUGUAGAAGAGAAUGAGGCACCCCAGACAAAUGUGGCCGUGGAAGAGGAUCCUUCUGGAGGGUCUGGUCCUUCAAUCGGCAGAAAAUCACGGCGAUCUAGGUCUGAGAGUGAAACGUCAACCAUGGCUCCCAAAAAGAACCGUUCUUCAAAUGACAAGCAGAACGGCCGUGUAUCAAAGGUUAGAACCCAGAAACAAAAGGAACGGAUACGAUUGCUACGGCAGAAACGUGAAGCAGCAGCUCGGAAGAAGUAUACGUUGCUGCAGGACAGCAGUACAAGUGAUAGCGACUUGACAUGUGAUUCCAGCACAAGUUCAUCAGAGGACGAAGUUUCUGGAAAUGGCAACAGGACGAUUAGUGCAGAGAUUCCAGGUCCACCUUUUCCAAGGUCACAGUCUUCUCAAGCCACUUCCUGCAGGCAGCUCCACGUCACUCACCAGCACGAGUUUCCUCUACCUUACUCUGUCCAAUCACAACCAACCCUGAGCGCCCAAGUGACUUCAUGGCACCAGGCCACCACUUCUUCUCUACCACUGCACCAGACUUUGACAAGCCCCCAGUUCCAAGACCUGCCUGCCUUCUUACCUCAGCCACUACGCCAGCAAUAUCUCCUGCACCAGCAGGGAAGGCCGCUGGCAUUCCCCAGGCGGACACAGGAAAGGACACCUCCUUACCCUCACCGCCUUCGGGCAGCCUUUGACUUCACCAACCAUUCUGCUUUGGGAGUGGGAACGCAGUCCAGGUACCUGACUGAAGGCACUGAAUGGGACAUCAGUGCAGAGGCUGGACUACCUCACGUUCAAUACCAGUUCCUUCCAGUGCACCGUCUGCACCACUACCUAGCAACACCCAGGAUACAUCACAUAUCCAGAAGUAUGUCUUCCAGCUCAGUGAUCAUUCCAGAGGUAAGGAAUUAUUCUUAUCCACAUCUUCAGCUGCUUACGCUCCAAGGAUUGAAUGCGGGACAACAGAUUCCAGCUGUCAGAGAAAGUUAUGAGGAGCUGUUGCAGUUAGAGGACAGGCUCGGGACUGUGAGCCGGGGGAGCAUGCAGAAUAUGAUUGAGAGAUGCACCUUGCCACACAAAUACAGGAAGAGAAUACAACAGGAUAUCAAAGAAGGUAAAAAGGAAGAAGAAGAAAUGGACUUAGAUGAGAAAUGUACGAUUUGCCUCUGUAUGUUGGAGGAGGGAGAAGAUGUCAGGCGCCUCCCUUGCAUGCACCUGUUCCACCAAGUCUGCGUCGACCAGUGGCUGGCCACCAGCAAGAAGUGUCCAAUCUGCCGUGUGGACAUCCAAGCACAGCUCUUUCCAGACAGCUGAUUGGACAAGCAAAUGGGACACAAUUCCACAAGAAAGGAAAUCAAGCUCCUCCCACAAUAUGUGGGGUGGAACUCAGCCUUGUCACCAUGCUUUGCCUUUUUAAAUGAUGUAUUUUGGAACUGAUGUAACCUAAAUCAAGCUGCAGCAACCCAUAUUAAUGGGGGUUUUAGUCACUUUGCAAUAGAGAAUAGAAAUAUAGACCACUAAAUCUUCGGAGCUGGUACUCCCAGAGGACAGUGAAAUUUAUCUUUCGUAUUAGAACCUUUAUUAUAAUUAUUAUUGGACUGAAGUGUUUGUAAAUUGAAUUGCUCAAUAAUUCUCAAUGUUAUAAAGAGCUUCUUGUAGAAUCUCUUUCUCAUGUACUGGAAUUGUCCAUUCUCGGCUCAGCCACUUCAGCCCCAUUGUUGUGAAUCAUACACUUUCUAUCCUAGUGAAAGCUUGAAUAUCUGAUGGUAAUGCAGCCUACAGUGAGGACAUACUUAAACAUACUUCACAUAAAGAUUGGAAGAAAUGUUUUUCCCUCCACAAUAAUGGACUGUGUGAAAUACUAUUUGAGCUAAAGUAGUUAAUUCUGUGUUAGCCUACACCU